Selaginella moellendorffii is the source of this 2860-nucleotide messenger RNA. RefSeq lists its product as uncharacterized. The transcript has 5 exons. Bases 11 to 1789 code for a protein of 592 amino acids. NCBI's taxonomy places the organism in Eukaryota, Viridiplantae, Streptophyta, Lycopodiopsida, Selaginellales, Selaginellaceae. The record is from RefSeq and is a predicted model, not a curated record.
UAUUUCGCUCAUGGCGUCGAGCCAGGGAUGGCGCCUGUCGCUGGCGGCCAGGCGCGCGAGGAAGAGGACGCGAUGCUUGGAUCAAGAUUGCUGCCACCACGACAAUCUCCGCUGCGAGCACUGGCGCGAGCUCAAGAGCUACGCCGCGGAGCUCUGUUCUUGCGAUUCCUCCCAGGGCGAUCGCGUCCAGACCCUCAAAUCCCUGGCGGCGCUGCUCCUCUGCCUCGCCGCCGCCGAUGAUCCUGCCAAUGCAGAUGGAGAUUACGCGCUAUCGGUGCCAGUGGGCGACGCAAUGGUGAUCAUCGCUCACGAUGACGUGGUCCGGCUCUACAAAGUCUUGUUCCAGGAGCUCGCGAAGAUUGGCAGCUAUUUGCUCACGAACUUCUGGUAUGUCCCCGAGAUGGUUCCUUGUUCCAGUGACGCGGCGCUCCACUUCGAGGAGCUUGCUCAAUCGCUGUGCUGCUGCAUCCGGAUCAUUCCCAUCGUGGAUAUGUUCAACACCAGCAUGAGCCACACUGCCGCAUCCACUGUCCACGAGAUGCUCCACCAUCUUUGCUCGCCGUCGAAGUUCUUCCCUCUUGGCUCGCCUUACACCGUGAAAGAACACCAGGACGUCGUCUUGAGGAGCGCCCUGCUAGAAGUGUUCUUGGAUGAGAUCUUACUCCACCGGGCUCUAACAUUCCCAGAAGGCGAAGAAUUCUCUUACCGUGCGUCGAUCGAAGCUGCAUUCGCGCAUAUGUUCCACUUCCAGUUUUUGCAAGGCCGGCCAUUCCACCAAUCCAAGCUCAGCCUUCCUGCGGGUGUUCUUCUACUCGACAUGUCCACUACCAACCGAGUUCCUAGCGACUUGCUGACGCACAUCAUAUCGCUCGUCACCGGAGCAUUGGUCCCGGGUGCGAGUUGCGAUGAUGAGAGCUUUCCUGCGAUCCAGGCGCAGAAUUAUAUUCCACACUUUCAGCUGGACGACGAGCUGCCGCAUGGAGUAGCUAUUGGAUUGGCGUCUUCGGUGGUAGAAACAGCAAUGGGGUUACUGUCGAAGUACUACUCAGCGUCCGUUACGAUUGCAGCACGGGACAAAAAUGGUUUUGAGUGGGGGACACAGGCACUAACUUAUGCUGCGGAAUAUGACUGUGACCAAGGCGAGUAUUCGUCUACGUUGGCAGCUCUACUCCGGGCGAUGGCGUGUGCAAUAAAUCGGCUUGUUAGUGAGGUCUGCACUAUCAAGUGCCAGGACAGAGAUGGGGAGUUGACUGGUGUCCGGGACCUUGCCAUUCAAAGAACUUUCGAGACGGUUGCGACUGCCAUCAGCCUGAAUAUGCCUUCCACAAAGUUCAUGCAAGCUAUCGGGUGUUUCAAUCAAAGCAUGGUCGAGGCGCUAACAUCAGAAAACGCAAGAGGAACCAUAGGAUGGACGCUUGUUAUAUUUGCUCACAUACUUUCCUACGAGUCACUGAGGGGGCUGGAUGAAGCUGUGGCCGUGGAAUACGUUCGCGUUUUGGACUCUCUCCUGGCCUUAUUACUACUCGAGAGUAGACCCGAUAACGACGUCAUGGACGAUAAGAUAGCCGCUUCUACAAACUUUUUCCUGCGUGGGAUGAUUAAGUCGCUUCAUCAAACAGCCUGGGACAUGUGUUCGCGUAAGAAGUCCGCGACGAAGCUCUUGUCUUUUUUUUAUCAAAAGUCACUCCGAUUGGCAGGAAGGAUUUUCCAACAAUUGAAGAUGUCGAUUGGCUGUCGCCUGGCAUCAGCUUCGACACUGGGAAGAAUUUGCCAACAAUUGAAACCGUGACACCUGACAUGAGCGUACAUGAAACAGUCCAAGAGGUCGUUCAAGAGGUCGUCCAAGAGGUCGUGCAAGAGGUCAUCGUGGAAGAAGCAUCAGAUUCGACGACUCCUUUGAAACCCAGGCCAUCGACACUGAUCAUAGCCAAGCGGUUCAAGAUAAAGAAGCUCCGUGUGGAACAACUUACGGAUACACCAGUGGAGAGGACAAGUACACCAGAGACACCUGUGGAGGGCAAAAAGAAGAAAAGGAGAAGACGUGGCGCAGGAACUUGGAGUGCAGAAGUGUGCAUUAGUAAGAGAACGCGUAGCGCCACCAAAAGCAAGAGCACAGCGGGAACAGCCAGCAAUAGCAGCAGCAACAACAACAAGAACCGCCAGAUUGAGAAUUCUUUCGUCGCAGAGAUGCUCACCAGGGAGACGUACGAGGAGUCUUUCGCCGACUUGAACGAUUUCAUCGUCUGUAAGAAGGGUCGCAACUACACAAGGUUCCUCAACGCCAGGAUCAAAUACAGGCGCAAGAGCCACACUCGAAUGAUUUGGAAGCGGCGGGACAAAAGGCAAAGCCUGAUGAAGCUGCUCGAGCUGUGCGGUGAAAGGGCGUGAACAUUAAACAGGUUUUUUCCUUUUCCUCUCAACUCAAAACAAGUCUUUUCGAUCUUUCUUUUCAGCCCCAGAUGUACACUCUUUUCCCAAAGCUAGCUGGUACCUGUAAACUGCUUAACUCUAUCGACAACGCCGCGAACAGCACUCUUGGUUGCAUCCAUCCAACUUCCUCCGCCUUCACUGGUGUUCUUUCCUGUCCUGGGAGUGGCCGUACCCUUGUCAACCUCGGUAUCCUCCAUUACAAAGGUGUCGGCCCGCAUCUCCUCGCCUAUAGGAUCACUAGCGGCUGUCUCUGAAGUCUUGGGCGCCCCUGUUACAGCAUUGUCACCGUCUCGAUCGCCCGCAAAGUUCCUGAAGCUCCACCUCCUGGAAGCUCGCAAAGAAGGAAAGCUAGCCUUUCCCAUCAUCGCCAAGCCUUCGUCCCCUGUGUCUGAGACUACCAGGUGAAUAAAUUUGACCAAUCCUUGUUUUC